Molecule: messenger RNA, 1632 nt
Organism: Venustampulla echinocandica
Lineage: Eukaryota; Fungi; Ascomycota; Leotiomycetes; Helotiales; Pleuroascaceae
Exons: 3
Coding region: 1-1632 (543 amino acids)
Biological process (GO): ribosomal large subunit biogenesis
Cellular component (GO): preribosome, large subunit precursor
Molecular function (GO): zinc ion binding; nucleic acid binding
Source: RefSeq, a predicted model, not a curated record
AUGGCUUCGAUAUCAGCCAGCAGGAUUCCUGCUUCUGCGCCCUCCGAUGCGAUAUCCACCCACCCCUACACUUGCAAUACUUGUCAGGUGGCAUUCAGAAAUAGCGAGCUGCAACGGGGCCAUAUGCGCAGCGACUGGCACCGGUACAACUUGAAGCGCCGUGUUACCUCUCUUCCGCCCAUCAGCUCCGACGUCUUCACCGAAAAAGUCCUCCAAGCGCAAGCAUCAACGAACGCGGCUGCCUCGAAAGCCGCAUACGAGAAGACAUGCACGGCAUGCGCCCGUACAUAUUUCAGCAGCAAUGCAUAUCAAAACCAUAUAGGCAGUCAAAAGCACAAGGCAAAGCUGGCGGCUGCCGCCACAAAUAGGCAGGUGGAUGAUGAAGCCAGCUCAGUCGUCAGCUCGACAUUUUCGCUUGGCGAGCCCGUGGCCACAAACGAAGAAGUUGACUCGGAGGCCGAGGAGGAGUUCAGCGAGGUUGUCGAGGGACUCAAGAAGGCAAAUUUGAAGGAUGGUCCACCGGCUCCGGGCCGGCCGUCGAAACCAAAUAACUCGGCCGCCGAUGAGCAGGAAGGAUCUAUAGCAACAGCUGCGUCUGUUAGCGCGGCUGAUGACGAGAUACCGCUAGAGACUGCUCUAAAGCGCUGUCUCUUCUGCAAUUUUGACUCGCCCUCAGUUCCGCUGAAUGCCGCACAUAUGGAACGGAUUCACGGCAUGUUUAUUCCGGAGAAGGCUUACUUAGUAGACCUCGAUGGCUUGAUAGGUUCUCUAUACGAAAAGAUCCACGAGUAUCAUGAGUGCUUGUACUGCAGCAAACUCAAGCCUUCUGUAUUUGGUCUUCAAACACACAUGCGAGACAAGGGCCACUGUAAAAUCCCGUUCGGGACGGAGCAGGAGCAGCUUGAGAUUGGCGAGUUCUACGACUUCACAAGUACCUACUCUGACGAUGAAGAAGAGUCGGAAUCGGGAGACGAAGAUGGGCUCCCAGGCAAGAAGGCGAGCGGCGGUGUUAAACUAGGUGCUAAACGAGUGGCCAAGGUGGCCGCUGAAGACGGCGAUGGAUGGGAAACCGACAGCUCGGCAUCUUCUCUAGACUCGGAAGACCUCACGGCGGUUCCUCUCGACCAGCGGACGCACCAGUAUGAGAAGCUUGAUCAGCACCCUCACCACUCCCACUCAGAUCCUCGGCCACAUCGAAACGUAGAUGGUUUCCACUCUCACGCACACAAGCAUGCCCAUGCAGUCUUCUAUUCGGACUAUGAACUUCACCUUCCUUCCGGCCGUACUGCUGGUCAUCGAUCAAUGAACAAGUACUACCGCCAAAAUCUGCACAACCAUCCUUCGGCUGCAGAGAGACAAGAGCAACUUGCCAUUGAGGCGGCAGCCGAAUCUGAUGCAGAGGGCGAGGAUGGCCAAGUCUCCCGUCGGAAUGGAGAACGUGGUAGAGCGCUUACGACUCGCGCAAACGGCGGCCUUGGAAUGAUGGGUGUAAGUGCGGAAAAGAAGAAAGAAGUCGUGGUGGCCGAGAAAAAAUCGAAAAAGAUCGAAGAGCGCGCAGGACGGAAGUUCCAGUGGGGAGUCAACAAACAGAACAAUUUCCAGAAGCAUUUCAGAGAUCCUUUGCUGCAGUAA